Molecule: messenger RNA, 1724 nt
Organism: Dromaius novaehollandiae (emu)
Lineage: Eukaryota; Metazoa; Chordata; Aves; Casuariiformes; Dromaiidae
Exons: 9
Coding region: 943-1722 (259 amino acids)
Source: RefSeq, a predicted model, not a curated record
AGCGCGGAGCACGCCGGGAAGGCUGGAGGACUGCUCCGCGUGGGAAGCGUCUCCUAUGCCUCCCCUCGCCCCCCCUCCGCCCCGCGCGCGCGCCUCCUGCGAGGGGCGGGGGCCAACGGCCGGAGCCCAACGGCCGCGCUCCGGGCGGCGGCGGCGGCGCGGCGUGCCCGUUCCCGACACCGGCGCCCGCUGCCCGCUGCGGCGUUAGCCGCCCGGCGGCCGUCCCACUCUCUGUCUCCGGGCUGCGCUCGGCCGCCGGUGCGGGCGCCCGGCUGCGAGCGCGUCUGUGCUUCGGGUAGCCGCGGCCCGGCAGCCGCGGUGCAGCGGCCUCUCCCACGAUACCUUCCCGGUCGCAUUUUCUUUGCCAGUGCCGUAAGAUCUGUGGCCGGACAUCACCAGUUUCCUAUUUUUACUCCCCACGCAUAAGCAAAGCUACAGCAAGCACUUCCUUACUUCAGGGGAAGGUUGCGAGGAGGCAGCUUCCAUUGCACCAUUUUCUUAGCAAAAGAAGUUACGAUCUUCAGGCAAAAGCUUCUUUCAGGAGAGUAAUGGAUCCAAUGCUCACAGCUGCAGCAGUGGAGGCAGGACCUGUGUAUUUCUUUGACCAGAUGAAAACUAGAGUGAAAGAGAGAGACAAGAAGAUACCAGAAGAACUGUCCUCCUAUUUCAGUUUCCUCCCUACAGAUCUUCACCCCAUAAGUUUUACUCCCAGAUUUUUUUCUCCUCAGCCUGAUUAAAGGCAAGAAUCCCAGCUGUACAGGGGAGCAUACAGAAAGGCAUGAAGAUGGUUUCUUAAAUGAUGAUCCAUCAAGAAAAGAAGAAUAUCCAGUUUUGCAUCAGAUAUCUUGUCAUUCCCUGUGUAAAACCACCACUGAAGACGCAAACCCAAAGGUCUCCCAAAUACCUUCAAUCCAACAGGCAGAGGAAGACUCACCACUGAACAUGUUAAGUAACUGUGUGACUGCCAACAUGUUACAGGAACUGGAAGAGAAGUUGCAGUUCUUCACUAGUUAUGAGACUGGUUUCCCUCAGGGACUUGUGAAUAUGCUGACCUGUAAUGGGAGAGAAUUCACUGAGGGGACUGAUUAUAAUAAAUGGUGCCAGAAGUCACUAGCAUGCAAAAGUAUGAGAUCCAGGAGAAGCCAGGCCUUGGAGGAAGCUAAGAAUGAUGUUCCCGGGUCCAAAUGUAUGCAGCAUGAACUCCUGGCCAUCAGAAAAGACCAAUACAAGAGGAGCUUUGCUCUGUCAGCCUGCACUGCAGAGGAAAAAAGAAAUGCUGAGGCAGCAUCAAACGCGCCUCUAGGAAAUAAAGCUCCUGUUGUGCAAAACCAUGCCAGCCAGUCACCUGUCACAAUCAGCUUCUCACUGUCAUCCAGAAUUUGUGAGGAAAGAGGUUGGAUUUGCCAGCCUUCUGACUCAAGUUCUGAAGAUCCUCAGAAGCUGCCUUAUGUGUGGGCCCUGAAGAGACUACAACAAAUUCAAAAACAAAUAAAAGAGCAAGCAUCCAAGCAGAAGGAAGCAGGGUUUGAUAAACCAAUUAUUUUCCGGCAUUAUGGUGAUCACAGAGAAGAAACUUUGCCGAAGACAUGGAAGGGUCAGACUGGCAUGACUGUCACACCAGAGCUGCUGUAUGGCAAACCUCAGACCCCUGUGGCCAAGAAAACAGACUCAGCACAGAGAAAACUGCAUUAUGAGCUGAAUGAUGGCUCAUCUUUGAUUUAAUA